This is a messenger RNA of Cetraspora pellucida, 1830 nucleotides long. The record is from the annotation of a GenBank genome assembly. Lineage: Eukaryota; Fungi; Glomeromycota; Glomeromycetes; Diversisporales; Gigasporaceae.
AUGAAAGUUCUUCGCCCACUUGAUACUCUUGAAGGAAUUUUCUUAAAACUACAAUUAUCUAAAUUUUAUGGAUGUAAUAUUCAUUUUACCGUAAGAUAUUAUUGGGAUGAAUUGGAUCAUUUACAGCAACCAUACUCCUACAUUAAUAUCUCUCAAAUUCUUUUCCCGGCUCUUGAAAAAGUCAUUUCUAAUACCCCUCAACUAUGUAUUUCUAUUAAAGAUGCAAAGACUCCAAAUCCUCAAUUUGUCCUUUUACCAGAAAUAGAUUUUUCAAAUGUUGUUAAAUUUAUUACAAUAAAUUCUGAUGAAGAAUUUAUUGAUAUAUCUGAAAAAGAACUUUGUACUGAAUUCGAUUUAGAUGAUGAAUCAAAUCCUUUUUGGCGUAUUGUUGUCGGAACAAAUCAUUCCACUUCAUUAGAAAAUUCUGAAAUGAACCCAAAUUUCAAUUUAUGUAUAAUGUUUACAUGUAAUCAUGUUAUUGGCGAUGGAUUAAGUGCAAUGGCAUUUCAAGCUACCUUAAUGGAAGCAAUUGACCAAGUUUUCUUACAGAGAGAUACAUGCGGAUCUAUCUCUAAAUCAAAAUUUCUUAUUGAUCAAUCAACUGUUAUUAAAAAUCUAAUAAGUUUUAAAAGUUAUGAAAGUAUUUAUCAACCUGAAAGUAAUCCUGUAAAAAUUACUUCUCCUAUCAUAACUGGUUCCGCUGCACCAAAUUUUUGGAUGGGUGACGUACGUCCAUGUGAUCUUCCUCAAGAUAUUACUAAAGUUCAUUACUUUUCUUUAACUGAGGAUGAAUUCAUUCCUAUACUUACUUUAGCAAAAAUUCACAAAACUACAAUUUUUGCUGUUUUAAAUAUGUUGGCAUUUUUUUCUCUUCGACAAGUUUUUGGUCAUGAACUUGACUCUAAAAUUUUAAAAGUUCGAGUACCAUAUUCAUUAAGACGAACUGUAACUCCACAAAUUCCAUGGAAAGAAUUUGGAAAUUUUGUUACUGUGAUGUUAUAUGAUUUUGAUAUGACUAAAAUUUCUUUAACUCAAUUAUCUGAUACUUAUUUUAAAGAAAAAUUUUGGAAUCUAUGUCAAGAUUAUACUUUAGCUAUCCGUUCUGAACCUUCAACUUUCUUUGAACAUACUUCUAUUGAAAAUGCCUCCGGAAAAAAUAAUAUUGAUGAAAAUGGUGCAAAUGGAAAUUGUGCAAAUAAUGAAAAUGGUGCAGAUGAAAAUGUUGUAGAUGAGAAUAAUGUAGAUGAAAAUAGUGCGAAUGAGAAUGGUGUAAAUGAAAAUGGUGCGAAUGAGAAUGGUGUAAAUGAAAAUGGUGCGAAUGAGAAUGGUGUAAAUGAAAAUGCUAUUAAUGAAAAUGGUAUUAAUGAAAAUGGUGUGAAUGAAAAUAGUGCGAAUGAGAAUGGCGUAGAUAAAAAUGGUGUGAAUAUAAAUGGUGCAGAUGACAAUAACGUAGAUAAAAAUGGCGCAAAUGACAAUAACGUAUAUAAAAAUGGUGCAGAUGACAAUAACGUAGAUAAAAAUGGCGCAGAUGACAAUAACGUAUAUAAAAAUGGUGCAGAUGACAAUAACAAAAGAGUCUGUUCGUUAAAUAUGUCUAAUUUAGGAAGAUUCCCCGUUAACUCAUCCAAUAGAAAACGAUCAGAUUUAAAAGUUGUCAGUUUAAAUUAUUCUGGUUCGGCACCUAGAUUUGACGCUGUAUUCAGAAUAAAUUCCAUUUCUUAUGAUAAUGUAUUACACAUUUGCAUUUUGCAUCAAGAUGGUUCUAUCCGUGAUGAACAAAUGGAUAAAUUUAUUAGCGAGUUCUUAAAAAUAUCAAGAAUGAUAGUUUAA